Molecule: messenger RNA, 598 nt
Organism: Fusarium vanettenii 77-13-4
Lineage: Eukaryota; Fungi; Ascomycota; Sordariomycetes; Hypocreales; Nectriaceae
Exons: 2
Coding region: 55-333 (92 amino acids)
Source: RefSeq, a predicted model, not a curated record
CUCUCUCUCGUCCACCGUCCACGUCGUCACGCACCGCACAUAAAAACCGCCAAGAUGAGUACCCAACUCUCCAUCGACAAUGCCGACCUCGAGAAGCUCAGCGACAACGAUCGCAACGAGCUGCGCCAGUUCCUCGCCAACGAGCAGCAGCGCUCGCAGAUCCAGGCCCAAACUCACAGCCUGACCCAGAUGUGCUGGAACAAGUGCGUCCAGGGCAGCAUCAAGAACAACAAGCUGGACAAGGGCGAGGAGACGUGCCUGGCCAACUGCGUCGAGCGAUUCCUCGAUGUCAACUACCUCACGAUGAAGCACCUGAACGGCAUGCGCAACUAAACGAGCAAUAAUGACCUUGUAUUGGGAACAAGAGGAGGAGGGGUUUGUACAAUAGACGGGUCAUGGACAAUGGCCAGGACUGGCUCGGCUUUGUCGGUUGAAGAGAUUUACGGACGGCCUUGUAUAUUAUGAGGGGAAGACACUACGGUUGGAUGUGCCUGGUGUGUUGGGCAUGCUUUGGCCUUGGUCCGUCUUGACGGUCAACCGUCUCUACGUUGAAUGACACUCGGCAAUAAUGAUAGACAAGAACACAACUUUUCACAUG